CCGGAGUGGUGGUUGAUAUUCUCCUGCUGGCCGCCUCACCAACCGUAAGAAUGAUUUCUCCGAUCCUCUGAAGAUUGAAAGCAAAUACAUCCGAUCGGUGUAAAAAUCCAAUUUUGAAGUCAUUCGCACAGGAGCCAUCCCACGAACCAAGCACUAUGUCCCCUCUCGCAUUAAAGAAAGAAUUUGGAAGGAAAGAGAAGCGAAAAGAAAGCUUGCUCUUCCUCCCCGUCUCCCACGGCCCCUCAUCUCUCCUUCCUCCGAUUUCUUUAAUCGCGUAUUUGAUACUGGAAAGCUCUAUGUGGUCCCUUUUGCCCUUUUCUCUUUUUGCUAUGCAGUGUGGGAAAGAAUUAGGAAGACGAAGGGUCCAGAGGUUCUUUGAAAAUGGAGAAGGAAUUGGAUUACUACGAGGUCCUUGGAGUCGGCCUUUCUGCGAGCGAGGAGGAGAUUCGUAAGGCUUAUUAUCUUAAGGCUAGAUUAGUUCAUCCUGAUAAAAACCCAAAUGAUCCACAAGCUGCUGAGAGAUUUCAGGUGCUCGGGGAAGCUUAUCAGGUCUUAUGUGAUCCAGUACAGAGAAGGGCUUAUGAUGGCCAUGGAAAAACUUCUAUUUCUAUGGAACGCAUGUUGGACUCUACUUCUGUUUUUACCCUUCUUUUUGGAAGUGAAGCUUUUGAGGAUUAUAUUGGGCUUCUUGCUGUGGCAUCAAUGGCUUCCAUAGAGCUUAAUAAUGAACAUGACCAUGGCGAGAAACUUCAAGAAAGGUUGAAGGCUUUGCAGAUGGAAAGGGAAGAUAAUCUUGCUCAAUUUCUGAGAAAUUUUCUUAAUCAAUAUGCAUCUGGUGACAAAGAGGGAUUUUCCAAACGCGCAAAAGCUGAAGCAAUGCGGCUAUCAAGCACAGCUCUUGGUGCUGAUAUCUUACGCACUAUCGGCUACGUGUAUUCAAGACAGGCUGCGAAAGAGCUAGGAAAGAAGGUUAUCUAUCUGGGGGUUCCUUUUUUGGCUGAGUGGGUAAGAACUAAGGGACACACAUGGAGAUCACAGAUCACUGCAGCGAAAGGUGCUUUGCAAUUAUUGCAACUGCAACAAGAUGUCUGCAGGCAAUCUAAUGGAGAUGGCUGUGCUACAGAAAAAGAUGUCGAGCUAAAUACGGGGGUGAACAGGGACUUGAUGAACACUCUGUGGAAAAUAAAUGUUGUUGACAUUGAAUUAACUCUUUCACAUGUAUGCCAAAUGGUUUUGCUAGAAAACAAUGUAAAAAAGGAGGAGCUAAAGGCUCGAGCAGUUGCUCUGAAAGUUCUUGGAAAGCUUUUUAAGAGAGAAAAGAAUACUUUACCUGUCGGUGACACAUACAAAGCAGAAAAUGGUUUAGAUGAUGAUGAUGAUGGUAGCAGCUCCAAUGAUAGUUCUGAUGAGCGACUACCUCGGCCUCUUUCAUAUAGAACUCCAUUUAUCACUCAGGGCAUUGGCCGGCUCUUUAGAUGUCUCUGCAAUCCAGCAUAUGAUGUUGAUGAUGAUGAGCCUCAUAAUAAAUGAUAAAAAAGAAAAGAGCUGUUUGUGAGAACAUUUGAUGGCUUCCUCUUUAUGUUAUUUUUUUAAUUAAAAUUAUAUUAUAAUUUGCCACUAUGUA
Messenger RNA from Phalaenopsis equestris, 1624 nucleotides. RefSeq names its product chaperone protein dnaJ 10. The coding region runs from base 382 to 1530 and encodes 382 amino acids. The record is from RefSeq and is a predicted model, not a curated record. Lineage: Eukaryota; Viridiplantae; Streptophyta; Magnoliopsida; Asparagales; Orchidaceae. The transcript is spliced from 10 exons.